Drosophila subpulchrella is the source of this 3531-nucleotide messenger RNA. Its product is annotated as integrin alpha-PS3-like. Gene Ontology annotation, cellular component: external side of plasma membrane; integrin complex. Bases 1 to 3531 code for a protein of 1176 amino acids. Gene Ontology annotation, molecular function: integrin binding. The record is from RefSeq and is a predicted model, not a curated record. Gene Ontology annotation, biological process: cell adhesion mediated by integrin; integrin-mediated signaling pathway; cell-cell adhesion. The transcript has 10 exons. Lineage: Eukaryota; Metazoa; Arthropoda; Insecta; Diptera; Drosophilidae.
AUGUGUCACAUCCUGUUCUUUGUUUUUUUGGCUUUAAUAUACCAAAUCGAAGCUUUCAAUAUCUCGCCGCAUCCGAGCCUAGUGAUAAACUUUCCAUCCCAUGUAAAUACCUCCCAGAGGCGAAGCUCAUAUUUUGGAUAUUCGCUCGUAAUCCGCCCUACCAGCAUCUUUGUGGGAGCUCCCCGAGCUAUAUCCACCUUGGGUUCGCAGGAGAAAAUCGACGAACCUGGGGCGAUCUACAGAUGCAACCUGACAAGCGGUUCCUGCAGUCCGUAUGUCCUGGAUCCCCGAGGAGAUGUUGAUAACUAUGUCUCAGAGUGCCCCACCAACAACUUUGAGAACAAGGGCUUCCAGUGGCUGGGAGGAUCCAUGGACGGCGGAACCAGGGACACGGAUAAGUUGCUCGUGUGCGCUCCCCGUUUCUACGCCCGCAGCGCUAGCGAAUACCAUAUGAUUGGAGCUUGCUACUGGGUACAGAACACACUAAAUAACACUCCCGACCACGUCACUCGUAUCUCCCCACUCCGCUUGAAAUCGAAGCAGGUGAUCAGUUAUAAUAAGGACAGGGGAAUAAAGGGCAGAUUCAUAUACCUUAAUGGCGAAAUGGGACUGAGUGCCCAUGUGACGGACGAUAACUCAAGAUUUCUAAUCGGUGCCCCAGGCAUUGAUAAUUGGAAAGGAUCGCUGAUCCUGGACUUUCCAGAGGACAAUUUGUCAGAAAAUCACCUUACAGAAUAUGAUGACUAUACAAACACUUGUCAUUUGGAACACAAUAAAACAAGAAUCCCCGAGCCACAAAAUUGGAACCAGGAGGAAGACUCAUACUUUGGCUAUGCCGUGAGCUCCGGCUACUUUGACAGCUCCAACCCGAAAACCCUGCUCUACGUGGCCACCGCUCCCCAGGCCAACAAGCAGUCCGGCGAGGCCUACAUCUUUGAUUUGAAUGAUAGUGGAGCGACCAUCCGAAAUCAUACCAUCUUCCGUGGUGAGAAAUUUGGCGAAUAUUUUGGAUACUCCGUUUUGGCGGAGGAUCUUAAUGGCGACGGAAAAACGGACGUCAUCAUAUCAGCGCCCCAGCACGCUCUGGAGGAUUCCUACGACAGCGGGGCCAUCUAUGUGUUUAUCAACAAGGGCUCUUAUUAUUUUGAACAAACAAUUAUUCAUUCGCCAGUGGGCAAGAAGGGGCGUUUUGGAACUACUCUAUCGCAAAUAGGCGAUAUCAAUCAAGAUGGUUACAACGACGUGGCCGUGGGAGCUCCCUUUGCCGGAAACGGAUCGGUGCUAAUCUACCUGGGCAGUAAGGAUGGGCUGCGGGAUCAGCCGAGCCAGCGACUGGAUGCUCCUUCCCAGCAAGCUUCCAUUUACGGAGCUCACAUGUUUGGUCACGGUUUAUCCCGCGGAUCGGAUAUAGAUGGCAACGGGUUCAACGAUUUCGUCGUCGGAGCCCCCAACGCGGAGGUCUCUUAUCUGUAUAAGACCUAUCCCGUCGUAAAAGUAAUUGCCACAAUUAAGUCGGAAUCGCGUGAGAUCAUACUGGGAAAGGAAAAGUUGACCAUCACCGCCUGUUACAGACUGGAUACUAAGGCAAAGAAAAUGCAGGAGCAGAAGCUAAGCAUCCGGAUUUUAAUAGACACUCAGCUGGGGAGGGUGAAAUUCGCGGAAAGCCAGAACGACAAGAUGAUAUUCCAAGCGAUUGCGGGUCUUAAAGACAGUUGCCGAGACUUUGAGAUUCAGGUGCGCUUCAGCAACAUAUUUACGCCCAUCGUUAUGGAGAUGCACUACGAACUGACGAAGAAGGUUUCCGACUCGAAGGAGUUUUGCGAAACGUGUGCGGUUGUUGAUCCACAGGAACCGACGGUCUCCACGCAGAAGAUUAUCUUCAGCACGGGCUGUGCCACCGAUGUUUGUAUUGCAGAUCUGCAGUUGAGGAGCAAGAAUGUUAGCCCCACGUACAUUUUGGGCAGUACCGAUACGCUGAGCAUCAAAUACGAGAUCACCAACAACGGCGAGAACGCAUACCUUCCACAAUUCAACGUGACGAGCACAUCCCGCCUGGCCUUCGCCCAGGUUCCUGGCAACUGCAGGGUCACCGAGGCAGUCAUGGUGUGCGACCUGAACCGCGGACGACCUUUGGCCAAGGGUGACAGCGAUUCCGUCACCGUCAGCUUCGAUGUGAGCCAACUCAGCGGACAGUCGCUGAUCAUCUAUGCAGAAGUGUUCAGCACGGGGUACGAGAAGAAUCCCACGGACAACAGGCAGACGAACGUGAUCGGUCUGAAGGAGAUCACCGAAAUCGAUGCCAGCGGCGGGCAGACAAAUAAGCAAAUUGUUCUUAAAGGGGACGCUUACCCCUCGGAAAUCAUCAACCAAUACGAGAUCAAAAGCCGCGGCCCCAGCACCAUCGAAGAGUUAUCUGUGUCCCUUUAUAUUCCCGUAGCCUAUAAGACGGCUGAAUCUAUAAAAGUAAAGCCCAUCAUUGACAUAGCCAGUCUGAAGAUGCAGGCCACGUACGAUUCCCAGACGCCCCCCAUAGUACUCUAUGAUCAGAACAAUACCAUCUUACUCGAUACCCGAAUGCGUAGGGAAGCGGAACGCCUGAACGGCAACCAAGAGACCAGUGCCAGCAUAUACGAUGUCCAGAGGAACGAGGAGGAGAGUCUGCCGAUGAGUAACACCAUUGUGUUUAACUGCCAGGAUACCCACACGACGAUAUGCGUAAGGGCCGAAAUGCGCCUCAAAUUUUGGCCACACAAACCAAUUAACCUCAGCAUAAGCUUCAACCUGGAUCUGAACGAGAUGGAGGAUGACUGGGAGUACUUAGUCAUAAAGACCGAUCUGAGACUGCUGAAGAAGGGCGAUCCCAUAUCCAGUUCGCUCAAGAUUAACAAGAAGAUCAAAUCGAAUGUGAUAUCCAAGCAAGCUGAAUUAUCCAUUUGGAAAAUCAUUUUGUCCGUGAUCGGGGGCGUUUUGCUGCUCUCUGCAAUAACAUAUACUCUUCACAAGUUCGGAUUCUUCAAGCGCGACAAGAAGGAAGAACUAAAGAAACUAGUUCAACAGAGUGUUGAGGCGCUUGCGGCGCCUGAAGCAAAGGAAUUAAUGGAGGAUAACAUGGACCAGUUUAUAGAAGAAAUUCCUAUAGUGCACUUUAGGCCGGAGAAGUCCAUCAACCUGAACAUCCGCUACAGCGUGGAUCUGAACGAGGUGAACGACAUAUUGAUGGAUCCCUGGGAGUUCUUUGUCAUCCUGACCGACCUGAAGGUGACCAAGAAGGGGGAUCCGACGUCCAGUUUGUUUUCGAUAAAUGAAAGGAUUGCACCGAACAUAGUAUCCAAGCAUCUGGAGGCCCAUACGCCCAUCUGGAUCAUAAUUGUGUCCGUACUCGGUGGCCUGCUGCUGCUCUCCGCGAUAAGCUAUAUUCUAUACAAGCUUGAAUUCUUCAACCGCACCAAGAAGGACGAGUUGGACAGGUUGGUGCAGCAGAAUCCCGUCGAGCCGGAGGCGGAGAACCUCAACAGUGGCGGCAACAACUAA